CGCCGACAACGGCGACCAUUUGCCGACGGCAAAUUGUGCACGUUGGCAGGACGCCGUCAUGAUGGAAGCGGAGGCUGCCGCGGAAGAAGACCAGGCUCAUGGGUCAGGAAAUGGCUACCUCUGGAUCCUGCCCUCGCCGCCGCAACCUGUUGCGGGUGACGACGACGACGAUGAAACACAACAGCCGCAGCGGUUCUGGUUUGAAGUCACGUCGUUUUGCUUGCAGUGGCGUCUCGCCCCUCGCUCAGAGCAGCACACAGUCAACCGCAUCGCGUUCUCCGACGUCGCACAAGUGGCUCCGUUGUCGUCGACCAACCUGCGCAUCACCACGUUGACCUCCACGCUUGUGCUGAAGGCUCCAACUCGCGAUGUUCGCAACAUGUGGCUGCAAAGUUUAGGCGAUGCUAUCUUUUGCUCGGGCCGUCCUCCAGCAGCCAGUCCCGUAGUCCUCCUCCACGAGUGCAUGGACAACAACGACAUCGAGUACUUGAAGCAUCUGCUGUCGACCAAUUCUUCGCUGAUCACGUCUGCCGACGACGAAGGCAAUUCGCUUCUCUUGCAGGCUUGCAAACGGAACGCAUCCGUCGAAGUUCACCAGACGCUGCUUCAGUACGGCGUCGAUCCUCACUCGCUCAACUGGGAGUAAGUCGCUCAAACG
This is a messenger RNA of Aphanomyces invadans, 658 nucleotides long. RefSeq lists its product as hypothetical. The transcript is spliced from 4 exons. The record is from RefSeq and is a predicted model, not a curated record. The coding region runs from base 59 to 646 and encodes 195 amino acids. Lineage: Eukaryota; Oomycota; Saprolegniomycetes; Saprolegniales; Verrucalvaceae.